CCUUGCUUAAGCCUUUGGAGUACGCGCGUACAGGUGAGUCUCACACAUUACACAAGCGCAGAACGUACAUCUCGAGCCGCGUGCGCAGCUGAGCGAACGGUGGCGUUUCACAGGACGCAGCAGUCUCAAACACAGCGCUGCAGCCUCGUGUGCCAACGCAGCAUAACGCGCGAGCGCGACGCGAACCAUGGCCGAUAAUGAUGGAGGAGCCACGGCCUCGACGCCUGGGACGCCCCAAGAAGCCGAAACUCCCGCCGCGCCGGCGCCGCGCGCGGCCGACCCCUGCCCGCGGAGCCUGUUGAUCGGGUCAUGCGUCGCGGCGUCCUGCGUCGGCGUCGAGUACGGCCUGAUCUACCCCACGAUCUACCCCUAUUUAAGGGAGUUAGGGUCGCAUCCCACUGUAUUAGCCGGCGUCGCCGCCGCGGCAUUUAGUCUGGCGAAGACGGCCGCGUUCGUCCCGCUAGGGGCGCUGGCGGAUAGGUACGGACCGCGCCGCCCGGCGGUCAUCGCGUUUCUCGUCGCAGCAAUCGGCAACGUCUACUACUUCGCUGCAUCGCGGCCGUUGGAUGUUGUCGUUGCGCGCGCGAUUGUUGGAUUGGGAAGUUCAGUCACGGGAGUGCUGCUCGGAGUCGUCGGGAGUGGCGACGGCGACGACGCUACGAUGAGAAGGAAGCGCGACUUGCGGCUCGCCGUCUUCAACGGCACUUCAUUAAUAGCGGUGCUGGCGGGCCCGGGCCUCGCGGCCCUAUUUUCAUUUUUACCGGAGGGCGACCACGAGGUGUUUGAUAUCGACGCGUACAGCGCUCCUGGAUUAUUUCUUGCAGCGCUCGCUCUAUUAUGUGCGGUCUGGGCUUGCCUCGCGCUGCCGGCCACGCCGCCAUCCCGACGGGCCAGCCGCCAGGUCGGCGAGGCCGUCAUCCAGCGCAAUGUCUCGGUGAAGCCGGCCCGCGACGUGCGCGACGCGUUGAUAACAAGACGGGGCGCCGCCACGCUGACCGUGUCCUUCGUGGGCGGCGCGUUGAUUGCCUGCCUAGACACGGCCUUCCCCGUGGUCGCGCGCGACGACUUCCACGCUACUACCACCACAAUUUCAUUAGUGCUGGCGGCCUUCGCGUUGCUGGGUGUCUGUGCGAUGGUUCUAGCGAUGGCUUAUGCAAAACGCGGCGACGGCGAUUUUCAAAUAGCGAGAAACCGCAAGGUGCGCGUCGUGCGCGUCGGGUUGGCUUGUGAGGUUAUAGGUGCGGUGACGGGGUUGGUGGCGUUUCUGUAUGUGCCUCCGUCACAUAUCUUCGCGCGGGAGGCCUUUGGUCUGGCGAGCGGCGCGUUAAUUAUUCUCGGGGCUUUAGCGGCGUCGAACGCGAACAUCCAAUUAUUGGCGGCGGUCGCGGACAUGGGCCACCAUCCGGGCUUCUACGCCGGAUUAAGGAGCGUCUGCGUUUGUGCUGGUAGAAGUGUUGGUGCCCUCUCGGCCGGCUGGUUGGUGGCGGUCUCUUCAUCAACGUACCUGCCGGUCUUCGCGUUCGUCGUGGGCGUGGCGUCGCUGGGGUUGUUUGUGUUUAUGGUGGCGCCGCCGCGCCUCGUCGGCGGGUCGGAUCUGGCGGAGCCGCUCCUCGACGGCGAGGCGGCGACGACGCCUGUGGUGUAACUUCUGUGAUC
Molecule: messenger RNA, 1656 nt
Organism: Pelagomonas calceolata
Lineage: Eukaryota; Pelagophyceae; Pelagomonadales; Pelagomonadaceae
Source: the annotation of a GenBank genome assembly